Messenger RNA from Penicillium hordei, 4074 nucleotides. RefSeq names its product putative ABC multidrug transporter. NCBI's taxonomy places the organism in Eukaryota, Fungi, Ascomycota, Eurotiomycetes, Eurotiales, Aspergillaceae. Gene Ontology annotation, molecular function: ABC-type transporter activity; ATP binding; ATP hydrolysis activity. The coding region runs from base 1 to 4074 and encodes 1357 amino acids. Gene Ontology annotation, biological process: transmembrane transport. The transcript is spliced from 13 exons. The record is from RefSeq and is a predicted model, not a curated record. Gene Ontology annotation, cellular component: membrane.
AUGGAAACUCCAUCGUCCGGCACAGUAACCCCGGUCGACCUGGAAAACGGCGACGACCAGAUUCGCAAACGAUUGACAGUCACCUUCCGCGAUCUGAAUGUUCGAGUCACUGCACCAGAUGCUGCUUUGGGAAGCACCUUAUGGUCAGAUGUCGACCCGCGACAGGUUGGGACUCUGCUGAAACGCGGCGACCGUCCAAAAAGGACCAUCCUCAAAAAUGUUGCAGGCCAGGUGAAGCCCGGGGAAAUGCUUCUUGUGUUGGGACGUCCAGGCUCCGGAUGCACUUCCCUCCUUCGAGUCCUCUCGAAUGAUCGAGAUAGCUUUGAUGAAGUCACCGGCGAAACCAACUACGGAAGCAUGGAUCACAAGACUGCCAAAGGUUUCCGUCAGCAGAUAAUGUUCAACAAUGAAGACGACGUUCACUUCCCAACCCUUACUGUCAACCGUACAAUGAAGUUCGCUCUUCGAAACAAGGUUCCCAACGAGCGACCGGACCAUCUAAGGAACCGCAAGGACUUCGUCCAGAGCCACCGUGAUGAGAUCCUGGGCUCACUUGGAAUCGGACACACGAAGAAGAACUUGGUAGGAAACGAGUACAUCCGAGGCGUGUCAGGAGGUGAACGUAAGCGCGUUUCUCUUGCUGAGGUCCUGGCCGGACAAAGUCCAGUCCAAAUGUGGGACAAUCCCACUCGGGGCUUGGACUCGAAAUCAGCGGUGGAAUUCGCUCGAAUGCUGCGACGUGAAGCAGAUCGGAAUGACAAGACAAUCAUUACAACUACAUACCAGGCUGGAAACGGUAUUUAUGACCAAUUCGACAAGGUCCUCGUUCUGGCUGAAGGUCGUGUCACUUACUACGGCCCUCGUCGUAUUGCACGAAAAUACUUCGAAGACCUUGGAUUCAUCUGCCCCAAGGGUGCCAAUGUCGCAGACUUCCUUACUUCGGUUACUGUCCUUACCGAACGCACAAUCCGAUCAGGCUGGGAAGAAAAGGUGCCUAAUACACCUGAGGACUUCGAAAAUUGCUACCAAAACAGCGCCAUCUGCAAAGAUCAAAUGGACUCCAUCGUGGACCCCGAGAAGCUGACCUACGAAGCUGAAGACCUGAAGCUGGCAGUAUCUAGUGAAAAGCGCAAACAACAUCUUCCCCGGAAUAGCAGUGUUUAUACAGCGAAUAUUUGGGACCAGAUUGCCGCUUGUGCUCUCCGCCAGUUCCAGGUUAUCUGGGGUGAUAAGCUCUCUCUAUUUGUGAAGGUCGUAUCAGCUUUAAUCCAGGCCCUGGUCUGUGGAAGUUUGUUUUAUAACUUGCCAGAGGAUUCGAGCUCAAUCUUCUUACGCCCUGGUGUUUGCUUCUUCCCGGUGUUAUAUUUCCUCCUUGAAAGUCUGUCGGAAACAACUGCAUCAUUUAUGGGCCGGCCUAUUCUUUCUCGUCAGAAGCGAUUCGGAUUUUACCGACCUACAGCCUUUGCCAUCGCCAACGCUCUCACUGAUAUCCCAGUUGUGAUGUUCCAGGUGACCUGCUUCUCGAUUAUCCUUUACUUCAUGGCUGCUCUUCAAAUGGACGCAGGAAAGUUCUUCACAUUUUGGAUCAUCGUUAUUGCGCAGACAUUGUGUUUCGUGCAACUAUUCCGAGCUGUUGGCGCUGUGUGCAAACAGUUUGGAAAUGCAUCCAAAAUAUCCGGCUUGUUGUCCACUGUCUUCUUUGUCUAUGGAGGAUAUCUUAUCCCAUUUCACAAGAUGCAUGUGUGGUUUCGCUGGAUCUUCUACCUCAACCCGGGAGCAUAUGCCUUCGAAGCACUCAUGGCUAAUGAGUUUGUCGGACGAAAAUUCACAUGUAUAGAGCCCGAUUAUAUCCCGUACGGCGCAGGAUACUCUAACUCGGUAUCUGCCCACCGUGGAUGUUCAGUCCUUGGAAGCGACGCUCAAGGCAUUAUUGAUGGGGCAAAAUACAUCCAAGAGCAAUAUAGUUAUUCAGUCCAUCACAUCUGGAGAAGCUUUGGCAUUAUCAUUGGAUUUUGGAUUUUCUUCAUCUGCCUGACUUCUUUCGGACUUGAACUCCGGAACAGCCAAAGUGGAUCAUCUGUCCUGCUUUACAAGCGCGGCAGCGAGCAUACUGAGAAGUCACAGUCCCCAAAGCAGGCAGACGCCACCGCACUUUUGGGCUCAGUCAAGCAAUCGACCUUUACAUGGAAAGACCUUGACUAUCAUGUACCUUUUCACGGUGAGAAGAAACAGCUUCUGAACAAGGUAUUUGGAUUUGUCCAACCAGGAAACCUGGUUGCCCUCAUGGGAGCUUCUGGAGCUGGAAAAACAACAUUGUUGGAUGUGCUUGCUCAGCGUAAGGAUAGCGGAGAGAUUUAUGGAUCAGUCUUGAUUGAUGGCCGCCCGAUUGGAAUCAGUUUCCAGAGAACUACUGGUUACUGCGAACAGAUGGAUGUGCAUCUUGAGACAGCCACGGUCAAGGAAGCAUUAGACUUUUCGGCGGUUCUUCGUCAGCCAUCGACAGUUCCACACGAAGAAAAACUUGCCUACGUCGAACAUAUUAUUGACCUCUUGGAGUUGCGUGACAUCAGCGAAGCACUUAUCGGGGUUCCUGGAGCUGGACUUAGCAUUGAACAGCGCAAACGCGUGACUCUGGGCGUUGAGCUUGUCGCUAAGCCUACAUUGUUGUUUUUAGAUGAACCUACUUCCGGUCUUGAUGGACAAAGUGCGUUCAACAUCGUACGUUUCCUUCGCAAACUGGUCGAUGGCGGCCAAGCUGUGUUGUGUACAAUUCAUCAACCAUCUGCGGUGCUAUUCGACGCAUUUGACGGUCUUCUCUUGCUAGCCAAGGGCGGAAAAAUGACGUAUUUCGGAGAAACUGGCAAGGACUCGACCAAAAUCUUGGACUACUUCACUCGCAACGGAGCGCCAUGCCCUCCGGAUGCCAACCCCGCAGAGCACAUCAUUGAUGUUGUUCAAGGAGGUGGUACUACAGACCAAAAGGAUUGGGUCGAAAUCUGGAGUCAGUCAGAAGAGCGCAAGCAAGCACUCUCCCAGCUCGACGCACUCAACGAAUCCAGCAAAGAUGCUUCCGACUAUGUUGAAGAUACUGCUGACUAUGCGACUUCGCACUGGUUCCAAUUCAAGAUGGUUUCUAAACGCCUCAGCAUUCAUAUCUGGCGCUCACCAGACUACAUGUGGAACAAGAUUAUUCUCCAUAUCUUCGCGGCGCUAUUCAGUGGAUUCACUUUCUGGAAGAUUGGCAGCGGCACUUUCGACCUUCAGUUGAGACUCUUUGCGAUUUUCAAUUUUAUCUUCGUCGCUCCCGGCUGUAUCAACCAGAUGCAGCCGUUCUUCUUGCAUAGUCGUGAUAUCUUUGAGACCCGAGAGAAGAAGUCCAAAACCUAUCACUGGAGCGCCUUCAUUGGAGCGCAGACUCUGACGGAAAUUCCGUACCUUAUCAUUUGCGCCACACUUUACUUUGCCUGCUGGUACUUCACAGCAGGGCUUCCGAUCGAGGCCAGUGUUUCCGGGCAUGUCUAUCUUCAGAUGAUUUUCUAUGAACUCCUAUACACAUCCAUUGGUCAGGCAAUUGCAGCAUAUGCACCGAACGAAUAUUUCGCGGCUGUGAUGAACCCUGUCUUGAUCGGUGCCGGCCUGAUCAGUUUCUGUGGCGUGGUGGUUCCAUACUCCCUCAUGCAGCCAUUCUGGCGAUACUGGAUUUACUACCUGGACCCCUUCAACUACUUGGUUGGUGGUCUGUUUGGCGAAGUGAUCUGGGAUGUCAAGGUCAAGUGUGCACCAUCGGAAUUUGUGCAGUUUACCGCACCGUCUGGUCAGACCUGCGGCCAAUACAUGGCCGAUUUCCUCGCCGCACAGACUGGAUACCUAGCUGAUGGGAAUUCUACUGGGACAUGUUCAUUCUGUCAAUACUCUGAGGGUUCUGAUUAUGCGAAAACGUUCAAUCUUCAAGAGAAAUACUAUUCAUGGAGAGAUACGGGUAUCACUGCCCUGUUCUGCAUCUCAUCGUACGCCUUGGUGUUCUUGAUGAUGAAGCUCAGGAGCAAGAAGACCAAGAGUGCCCGUUCUGAAUGA